GCAGCGAGUUGCUCGCGCGUUGCACAUAACCUUCAAAGACCUCCGGUGACCGUGUUGACGUAUUCGUCCAACGGUCCAAGUCGACCGCACGAUCGCCGUCGUCCGCACGACGACGUGACGUGACGUGACGAAACGUGACGCAACGUCGCGCCGCCGACAACGUCGACAGUGCCGACACCAGUCGACAUCUGCGGAUGCAGCGGAUCUGCGGUCCAAAAAAGGUGCAGGGUGGUGUCCUUGCGUUCUCGACAUAGACAGGGCGACCGGGUGGAAGACCAGGAGGUAUAUGGACUGUCGGGAAAGGUUGCUCGCCCGUACGAAAGAUGGGUCAUGGAUCAAGCCGUUCUGCUUCAUCAGCAAAUAUUCUUUCCACAGAGGAAUUGACAUUAGUGGAGAACCUCUUUAAGUCUAUGUCCCGCAGCUCAGGUUCCAUCAAACGCGAGGACAUAUUCAAACAUUGGUCGAUACAUUUGGAUGAUGCUUUAUUGCAAUUUAUAGUCCGAUUUCUCUGUCAUGAUCCAGGAAAGAAAGUCUCGACCAUCAAUGGAGAGAACUUUGGUCGACUCUAUGUCUUUGCCGUACGCGGUAAUCCCGAGGAACGCACCAAUUUAAUCUUUGAUGGUCUCUCGGAGGAAGAGCAAAAAUAUGAAAUACCCACCAUUUCGUUCCUUCAGUAUCUUCAAGCAACGAUUAAUUCUUACUUACGACUACAAAAGAACUCUGUCAAUGCGCAUUACCUCACUUGGAGUAGCAUCGGCUGCACGGUCAACACUAGGCGCAUAGGAAUGCGUUCUCGCAGUCUCUGUGAGGAUCUGAUCAAGUAUGGGGAUGUGUUGACUUUCGAUCAAGUCGAAAGUUGGUUCAUGACAGCUGCCACAUUUAAGAAUAUUCAAUCGCACGUUUUCCAGUACCUCUAUUUAGUCUCCCAAAAGAAAGGUAGCGAUAAGAAUACAGGAGCGCGAAUAAACGAUCUGAACCUUUUGCCUUUAUGCAAGGGUUUGGAAAAUAUACCGCACUUUCCAAGUAUAUUAGGUUUGGGAGAUGUUCUGUUCCUAAAUUUGAGUCUGCCACACGAGUUACGUAACGAAUGGCGAUUUCUGUUUUCGAGUCAAGUGCAUGGCGAAUCAUUUUCAACCAUGUUAGGAAGAAUCGUGAUGCAAGGUGCUACAAUUAUUAUACUUCAAGAUAUGGAUGAUCAUGUGUUUGGCGGUUUCGCCUCGGACAGCUGGAAACUAGGACCGAAUUUCAUAGGAAAUCAAACGUCAUUCCUAUUCAAGCUCGAGCCGGAAAUAUUGACAUUUUCAUCGACAAAUUACAACAAUCACUAUCAGUAUCUCAAUCUCCAUCAGCAGACGAUGCCUAAUGGCCUGCUUAUGGGGGGACAGCUUAAUUAUCCCGGCCUCUGGUUGGAUUGUGAAUACGGCACCGGAAAAUCAAGUUUGUCGUGCACGACUUUUCAAAAUUAUGUACAGCUUAGCGGUAAGGAAGACUUCAAAAUUAAACAUUGCGAGGUAUGGGGAGUCGGUCCAGUGCCAGAUGUAGAAGAGGACGUGCGCGAAAUGCAGUCUGUGUUGGAUCAAGAUCCGACAUCGAAGGUCAUGCUAGAAUUGUCCGGUCGUAAGUUACACAGUGAGGGACUUCGCGAAGAACAAGUGUAAUUGUGAUAAAUAUAGAGAUUUUUAAGAGAUAUUAAGCAGAGAGAAAGAAGGAGAGAGAAAGAGAGAAAGAGAGAGAAUGUUAGUUCUAAAGAUAUUUGCAGAUAUUUAAAAUUGAUCAAUUGAUUUUACACAGAAUAAAAUCUAUAUAAUUAUUGUUAUCGAUUCUUAUAGUUGUAAUGGGAUAUAUGCGGGUACGAGAAAUGUAUUAAAAAACUCAUAAUUAUACAUAACUAUAAUAAUGUUUACGAUAUGAAAGAGUCCUCCUAUUUUACACGAGUGCGUAUCUUUAAAGUUGAAACGAAUUCACGUGAUAGCGACGCGAGAAACAAUUAAAACUCAUUACAGAAACGAAUUAUAUUACGAAAAUUGUUACGGAAGUCUGAAUGAAAAACGCUUAUCUGUUUGUAUGAAUGAAUUCCACAUUUUUUACAGUCUUGUGUGAGACUAUUUAUUUGUAAUUACUUAUUUAAAUAUAUAUUAUUAGGACUUUUGUCCCCUUUUAAAACGGCCUGAUAUCUUUCAAUUCGCGAUUAUUUCUUCGAUCGUUCAGUCAUACGUGUAUAAUUUUGUUAAUGUCAUGUAUACGUGUAUUUAUGAAAUCAGUGGUACGAUAUUAAAGAAUGUUGAUUGUUGCGUGACCCGAAUGCCUAUUGUCUAGUGCCUGAUGAGUCGUUUAUUGUAAUUGUUAAUUUAUCAUUCUUUGCAUAUGUUGAUUAUUUAUAAACGAAUAACCGUGUGCCAUACAAAUUGCUUUUAUUAACUAAGACUGUAUAAUCGUCGUGCAAAGAAAUAUGCAAACACUGAUCAUUUGCCAUCAUAAAGUCAAAGCAAAUCAUCGCACUAAUGUAAGAUCUAUUAAAAGUUCAA
Messenger RNA from Trachymyrmex cornetzi, 2525 nucleotides. RefSeq names its product TLD domain-containing protein 1. The record is from RefSeq and is a predicted model, not a curated record. Gene Ontology annotation, biological process: response to oxidative stress. The coding region runs from base 324 to 1658 and encodes 444 amino acids. Gene Ontology annotation, cellular component: nucleus. Lineage: Eukaryota; Metazoa; Arthropoda; Insecta; Hymenoptera; Formicidae. The transcript is spliced from 2 exons.